Messenger RNA from Rattus norvegicus (Norway rat), 1073 nucleotides. It is a transcript of the gene Lxn, whose product is annotated as latexin. The record is from RefSeq and is marked provisional. Gene Ontology annotation, cellular component: cytoplasm. Lineage: Eukaryota; Metazoa; Chordata; Mammalia; Rodentia; Muridae. Gene Ontology annotation, molecular function: metalloendopeptidase inhibitor activity.
GGAAGAGGGAAGAAGGCGCUGAGGACCGCGCACGCCCAGCCCAGCUGCUGACUUCACCACCUCACCGAGACCCACUCCGCUGGCCAGCACGCUACACUGACAGGAUCCUGGCUGCACCCACUGUGAUCUCUUUGAACUAGGAUAGCCCGCGCUCACUGUUUCCCUGAAGAUGGAAGAAAUCCCACCCACCCACUACGCUGCGUCCAGGGCUGCCUCGGUGGCAGAGAACUGUAUAAAUUAUCAGCAAGGGACCCCCAACAAGGUAUUCAAGGUGCAGACGGUCCAGCAGGCAAGCAAGGAGGAUAUCCCAGGAAGAGGCCACAAGUACCAUCUGAAGUUUUCUGUGGAAGAAAUUAUCCAAAAACAAGUUACAGUGAGCUGCACGGCUGAAGUUCUUUACCCUCGAAUGGGACAAGGCUCUGCACCGGAAGUCAACUUCACAUUUGAAGGAGAAAUCGGCAAGAACCCAGAUGAGGAAGACAACACGUUUUAUCAAAGACUCAUGUCCAUGAAGGAACCACUACAAGCACAAAAUAUUCCAGACAAUUUUGGAAAUGUGUCUCCACAAAUGAAGCCGGUCCACCACUUAGCCUGGGUCGCCUGUGGUUAUGUAAUGUGGCAGAACUCGACUGAAGACACAUGGUAUAAAAUGGCAAAGAUUCAAACGGUCAAGCAAGUGCAAAGAAACGAUGACUUCAUUGAGUUAGACUACACCGUCCUACUCCACGACGUUGCAUCGCAGGAGAUUAUCCCCUGGCAAAUGCAAGUUCUGUGGCACCCACAAUACGGCACAAAAGUAAAGCACAACAGCCGCCUCCCAAAGGAAGCACCAGCGGAGUAAACAAGACCCCAACUCGGAGACAGCCGUCAACAUGCCCCUUAACCAUGAGUAUGACUGUCCUCACUGGCACCUAGCUAACAGGCCAAGUGAAUCCCACAGUGUCGCUCUGUAUGUCUUGGCUACAGGACCGAGCUGCAUAGAUUCCACAAUAAAGAGUAGACUACAUGAAAGUGUCUUUCCAAUAGUAAUGGUACUAUGGCUAUCCACUAAUAAAGUCAACUUCAGCCUCACA